Molecule: messenger RNA, 3772 nt
Organism: Hippocampus comes (tiger tail seahorse)
Lineage: Eukaryota; Metazoa; Chordata; Actinopteri; Syngnathiformes; Syngnathidae
Gene: zbed4
Product: zinc finger, BED-type containing 4
Exons: 3
Coding region: 28-3744 (1238 amino acids)
Molecular function (GO): protein dimerization activity; DNA binding
Source: RefSeq, a predicted model, not a curated record
ACAGAAAGCUUUGGGCCGCCCGCCGCCAUGGACAGGGAGGAAGAUGCGUCCGGCGCGGGUGACGAUUCGUUCAACGGCUCCCUGCAAAAGAAACGAGAGGCAAAGGGGUCCUGUCUGAAAAUCGAGGGUCAGGAUGGAUACGUCUUUAAAUCCUACAGCAUGAAGCCACACAAGACAAAGGAUGCGCCGUCGUCGUGCUCGUCCAAAACACUGGAUAAAGACCUUUUCCAAUCAAGCCAUCUUUCUUCUCAGGGUGAUAAACAGUUAGAGUCUGACACCGACAAAGAAACGGAUCCGGCGUCUCCGUCUCUUUCGAGCAAAUGGCUCAACAUCCACACGCACGAAAAUAGGGAGAAUGAAAAAUACGACAAUGAGCCCACUCAGCAUAUCAAAGAUGAAAGCCGAGACACAAACGAUUUAGAGGAUGAAGCCCACGAUUUUGAAAGACUCGCAUUUGGCCCUUUUUUGAGUCGAGAUGGGGACGACUAUAGUAACUUAUUAAGCGGCUACACGAGCACUCUUUACGACGUUGCCAUGGAUGCCGUCACCCAGAGCCUUUUGGCCUCCAUGAGAAGUCAAAGCAACCCGAGGAAAAAAUCUCCGGCAUGGAAUCAUUUCUGCAUAUCGCCAAGGGACAAUACCAAAGCAAUCUGUUUGUACUGCAUGAAAGAGUUUAGUCGGGGCAAGAACGAAAAAGACCUCAGCACAAGCUGUUUGAUGCGCCACGUCCGAAGGGCUCACCCGACGAUGCUUUUCCAAGAGGGAGCGGACGCACCGACGCCCAAUCAGAGUGCUUUAGCCUCCUCCUCCUCCUCCAUCCCGCCUUCCCCAAACUCGCCAAAAAACGGAGACUUAAACAGUUUGAUGUAUCCCGGGUCAAAGAAUACGUCGCCGUCCACAUCUUCGGCUGAUAAUUCAGACCUGUCAUCCAAAGAAGGGUUGCCCAAAGUUGAACCAAAACUUGAACCGCUCGCCAACGCGGACUCUAUCUACAGUGCUCUUGAAUCGUCACAUUCCAGUGAAAACAACCUCGAAGACAUAUCCGAUGGAGGGCAAGAGCGCCUUCCGAGCAACCCGAAAAGCUCCAGUUCUCGUCGGAGAUCGGCCGUAUGGAAACACUUCUACCUUUCGCCCGUGGACAAUUCCAAAGCGGUUUGCAUCCACUGCAUGAAUGAAUUCAGCCGCGGCAAGAAUGGGAAAGAUCUCGGCACGAGCUGUCUUAUUCGUCACAUGUGGAGGGCCCACAAAGAGGUUGUGAUUGAGGAAAACGGACUGGGCAAUCACAUUCCUCCGCCCUACUCAAACCCGCCGUCCCUGUUGUCCCGCACACUGUUACAUGACUCGCUGGACAUAAAAAAGGAAUCGCCCCUUCUUCCGUCUUCACCAGAAACGAUAUUAGACGAGUUACCGCCGACCAUGGCGGAAAGCUUGGACAUGAAGGAGGAGUCUGAUGAGGCGAUGCUACUGACCGAGCAGGAGUCCGCGCUCAAUCUGCCCUUCGGCGCUCACGGGGACGACACGCCCUCAACCUCCUCGCCGUGCGAUCUGUCCGACGUUCCCGGCCACAGUCAGAAUCAUGUCGUUUUUGAGCAAAACAAGAAAAUCAUGAAACGGGUCAAGUCCGAAGUCUGGCAGCAUUUCAUUGUGUCACCGGUCGACCAGUUAAAAGCACUGUGCCGGUACUGUCCGUGCGUCAUCAGUCGAGGCAAACGGGGCGACUUUGGUACGAGCUGUCUAAUGAGGCACCUGGUGAGGCGCCACCCAGAUGUCCUCCAAAACCAAAAAGUCGCCGAUGACAAGGAGCCCUCCCCGCAGCCUUACCUUAAGACCGCACCAGACGCAGUUUCAGUAGCCAAAGGAACCGAAAGCCCGGCCUGCAAGAAAAAGCCACAAACCAUUUUCAGUAAGAAGACGUCCAAACUGUGGAACCAUUUUUCAAUUUCACCCGCCGACCCCACCAAGGUGGUCUGUUUGCACUGCGGCCGCACCAUCAGCAGAGGCAAAAAGACGACCAACCUCGGCACGAGCUGCCUCUUCAGGCACAUGCAGAGGUUUCACGGACAUUUUCUCGAAAGCAACAACACUAUCUCAGGUGACGCGCCGUCGGCCGGAAAUCACGUCAAACGAGAGCGCGCCGAUUUGUCGCUUUACAAAGCGGAACAGAACAGGUUUGACGAACACCACCCGGUUGCCAAAAAAAUUACCAAACUUAUUGCCGAAAUGCUUGCACUGGAUCUUCAGCCAUCAGCCAUGGUGGAGAACGCCGGACUGAGCAGACUUCUCGAGUACUUCCAGCCCCAGUAUUGCCUGCCGCCCUCUUCUUACUUUACCGGCACGGCAAUACCGGAGAUGUACGAAAAGGUGCGGGACGUCGUGCUGACGCAUCUGAAAGAGGCCGAGGGCGGCGUCGUCCACUUCACGACGAGCAUUUGGGUCAGUAGCCAGACAAAAGAGUACCUGACCCUGACUGCACACUGGGCCACGUACGAAUCGAGCGUCAGACCCCAGGGCCAGGACUUUCACUGUUCGGCUCUGCUCAGCGUGUCUCAGAUAGACUGCGAUCAGGACACGCACGACAUCCCCAAGCAGCUGGAGUAUCUGUGGGAUUCUUGGAUCACGUCGCCGGGUCUGAAGAGAGGGUUCACCGUCACCGAUAACGCCAACAUAAGAAGCAGUCUGGAGGACCACGGCCACGUCACCGUGCAGUGUUUUGGCCACACCAUUGACCUCAUUGUUAGCGAAGCCAUAAAGAGCCAGAGGAUGGUGCAGAACCUUCUGAGCAUCGCGCGGAAGAUCUGCGAACGUGUGCAGCGCUCGGCCAAGGCCAAGGAGAAGCUGGUCGAGCUGCAGAGGGACCACCAGUUACCGGAGAACCAACUCAUCCAGGACAUCCCCUCCAAAUGGAGGACUUCCUUCCUCAUGCUGGAGCGGCUGGUGGAGCAAAAGAAAGCCAUCGACGAGAUGUCAAUCGAGUGCAACUUCAGGGAAAUCAUCAGCUGCGACCAGUGGGAGGUGAUGCAGUCCGUCUGCAACGCGCUGAAACCUUUCGAGGUGGCCUACCGGGAAAUCCGCAGCCGUACCGCCACCCUGGGCCAAGUCAUUCCGCUCAUUCACAUCCUGAACAGAAAGAUCGACCUGCUGUUCGACGAGACCGUGGGCAUCGACAACAUGCUGCGCUCUCUGAAAGAAGCCACGGUGAGCAGGAUGUCGGCCACUCUCAACGACCCGCGCUUCACCUGGGCCACCAUGCUGGACCCUCGAUACAAGACCUCACUAUUCACAGAAGAAGAGGCGGAACGAUGUAAGCAAGACCUGAUCCAGGAGCUGGACCUGUUCUCGUCUACCUCAACAGAAAAGUCUUUACUGCUCAACGGCUGCGACGAGGCCCCGGCGUCAGACAAGGACAACAUCUGGUCCCUGAUGGCGGACUUGAGACAAAACGCGAAGCACGAGGAAAAACCAAAGUCCUCCGAACUGGCGGUGCUUGAGUACCUGGAGGAGGACAUACUCGAUCAAAGCUGUGACCCGCUCGACUACUGGAACCUGAAAAAGUUCCUGUGGCCCGAGCUUGCCAAAGUAGCCGCCCGUUACGUGGGCUGCCCUCCCAGCAUCGUCCCGGCCGAGGCGCUGUUCAGCACGGCGGGCGUCAACUGCGCCCUGAACCAUCCCAGGCCUUCACUGGAAAACAUGGAGGGUCUGCUCUUCCUCAAGGUUAACCUCCCACUCAUUUAUUUUCAAUACUGAUGAAGCAUUAACUUGAAAGAAGGGGAAG